This is a messenger RNA of Verticillium alfalfae VaMs.102, 2268 nucleotides long. Its product is annotated as DUF726 domain-containing protein. The coding region runs from base 1 to 2268 and encodes 755 amino acids. The record is from RefSeq and is a predicted model, not a curated record. NCBI's taxonomy places the organism in Eukaryota, Fungi, Ascomycota, Sordariomycetes, Glomerellales, Plectosphaerellaceae. The transcript is spliced from 3 exons.
AUGGUCAACAAUACACCCCGCGGCGGCAGGCGCCCUUUCCCGCCUCGCCGAGCCAAGACAGACCUAACAGGCUUCCUGACUCACGAGGAGAACCUGGCCCUCAUCGCCCUCAUAGGAGAAAUAACCAGGAGAAUGGACGUCCAGAUCACCAAUACCUUCAUACCCAUAAUCCCUGUCAAGAUCGACAAUAAAUCCUCUUCCAACACAGUAUUUGGUGGCAAGGAAAAUAGCACGGCCUCCCAGAAUGGCAGCAGGUCCUCGGUACCGGGCUAUUCGAAGACACAGCAGACCGCACUCAAGUCGUAUAGCAAUGCCCACGUGCCGGCUGCCGAUCAGGCCUCGGAAGUGGCCAGGAGAGACGUCCAACACGAUGUCCACGCCAAGGCUGGCAAGCCCCAGCAUCAAGAGCUAAAAAAAGAACUCCUUGCCAUAUUCAGGAAAUGGCAGACAAACCUCCACAUACGCAUAGAAGAUGUUUUUGUCAAACCUUCCUCCGAUGGCACCCCAGUCAUGAGCCACCGCGGCGGGCGUGGCACAGGACGCGGAACGCGUGGCGGUCGAGGUGAUCAUGAGUCUCCUCGUGGUGGUUCACGGUCUGCUGGUGCCGCGCUCCGUGGCGGUACUCGAGGCGGCUUUCUUCGCCCUGUUGUGAGGCUCCCUGGUCAGGCAGUGACGCCUCCAGUCAAUGAUCUUGACCCCUAUCUCAAGCGCCGGUUUCCACCCCUGUAUACGUGGCUCAGCGGUCUCCCGUUGGAUAAGCGCAAGCUUCUGCUUCAUGCAACCAUGCUUCUUGUGCUCUCGAUGGAAACCUAUUCUGCGUUCGCUCGGAUUCUGAUGCUUCAUUUAGCAUCGUCUCUAGGACUCUCUAUGGAGAUCCUGUUCGAGGACGAAAACCGUGUUGCUCGGGGUUUAGGCUCAGCCGCCGCCGGUGUUGAUCUUGACGCAAUUCUCCAGCAGAAAACCACUGAGAGUAAGAAAUCUCGCAAAUGGAAAGCUGCUGGUGCGGCUCUGAUCGGCUCCGCAGGGGCCUUGGCCGCCCCCCUGGCCUCGGCCGGCAUUAGUUGUGUCGAGGGUGGCAUCAAGCUGAGCGACACAGCAGCCGCUGGCCUCCUUGGCUCCGUGGCCCACAACGGCAUUGUUGUUGGCAACAUGUUCGGCAUAUACGCUGGAAGAGACACGGGCAAAAUGAUCGAUCAGUAUGGAAAGGAUUCUGCUGAUUUUGCAUUGUUGUCUCUGAACGGCACAUCCGAGGAAGGAUACCGCGACGCUAAGCUGGUUCCUCCUUCAAGUCGUCGUAUGAAGUUUGCCAUUGGUGUCAGUGGCUGGUUGACGAAAGAGGAUGGCUUUGUUGUUCCUUUCCAGUGCUUUGGACCCCAAGCUGAGUGCUUUACUUUACGAUACGAGGUUGAAAACCUUAUGAACUUGGGCACUGCGCUUGAACUGGUCAUCAAAAGUGCCACUUGGGCAAUGGUGAAGAAGGAGAUGAACAGGCGCCAUGUCAUGACAUGUCUCAAAGACGGCAAAUGGCCAGUCGGCUUGGUCCGAGUCAGCAAGAUCCUCGACAAUCCAUGGUCCAUCGGUAUGGUGCGAUGUGAAAAGGCGGGUAUGGCCCUGGCCGAAUGCAUCGGACGCAAGACUCAGGGCGACCGGCCCGUAUCGUUGGUCGGGUACAGCCUGGGUGCCCGCGUCAUCUACACUUGUCUCAUGGCUCUGGCGGAGAGACGCCAAUUCGGACUUGUCGAGUCGGUGGUCAUCAUUGGAGCUCCUGCGCCAUCUGACCCCGGUAUCUGGUGCGCCAUGAAGAGCGUCGUCAGCAGUAGGCUGAUUAAUAUCUUUUCCGAAAACGACUAUGUUCUCGGAUUUCUCUACCGCACAUCCAACACCCAUUCUGGUGUUGCUGGCCUCGAGCCGGUGACGGGUGUGGAGGGCGUCGAAAACUUCAGUGUCAGCCGUGGCUUCAAUGGACACUUUCGGUACCAGUUCAUGGUGGGGUCCAUCCUGAAGAUGGUCGGUUGGGAAGACAUCAACCAUGCACAAGUGUCUCGGGAUGAGGACAUGCUGGCGAAAAAGGACAACAAGUACAACAGAGACAAGAUUAUCAAGGCCGCACAUCUCCCGCUCGACAAGAACGUGCGGCCAGUGCUCUCGACCAGACUGAUGCCUCUCAUGACGGGUACGGGCAAAACAGUGCCGCUACGAAGCUCAGCUGGCCGCGAGAAUGCCUUCAAGCUCGAUCCUCGCAUGACCAAGAUUCAGAUGCAUGGCUAG